Messenger RNA from Penicillium argentinense, 1080 nucleotides. RefSeq names its product D-isomer specific 2-hydroxyacid dehydrogenase family protein. The coding region runs from base 1 to 1080 and encodes 359 amino acids. The transcript is spliced from 4 exons. Gene Ontology annotation, molecular function: NAD binding. The record is from RefSeq and is a predicted model, not a curated record. NCBI's taxonomy places the organism in Eukaryota, Fungi, Ascomycota, Eurotiomycetes, Eurotiales, Aspergillaceae.
AUGGGUUCGGUGGAAAUCUCAAAGGAGCGUGUGCUUCUCGUCCUUCACCAGCCGCUGUCUCCAGAAAUAGAAAGUGGCAUUCGCGAGAAGCUGGCCGACUCUGAGCUCACCAUCUACGAGACUGAGCUGGGUGUACCUGUACCUCCCGAGAUCUAUCGCAAGGCGACUGUUCUAGUAACAUUUGCCCAUCUGCCAGAAAUUCAAGACUCGCAGAACCUUAAAUUGAUUCACACUCUGUCUGCUGGCCUGGACCACCUGACGCAUAAUCCCAUUCUGAAAGAGGGCAGGAUUCCCAUCAGCACCAGCUCCGGUAUCCACGGCCCACCGAUAGCAGAGUGGACCAUCAUGAAUUGGCUUGUCUCCUCGCGAAACUAUGACAGGCAGUAUGAGGGUCAAAAGGCGCGAGCGUGGCCUGAUAAAACCCCAUAUAUGGUUGGAAACCAUGACCAGGCUGGCAAGAAAGUCGGCAUUCUCGGAUAUGGAAGUAUUGGGAGACAGAUCGCCCGUGUCUCGCAAGCACUGGGAAUGUCCGUUUAUGCAUACACUGCCUCGCCUCGCAAAACGCCAGAGUCGAAGCGAGAUACCGGCUAUAUCGUCCCGGGAACCGGAGAUGCCGAUGGCUCCAUUCCCGUUUCAUGGCAUCACGGGACGGAUAAAGGAUCUAUCCGCUCUUUCCUUGCGCAGGGACUGGAUCAUCUCGUGAUUUCUCUCCCCUUGACGCCACAAACGACCAAGGUGCUGGGCGCUAAAGAAUUUGCUCUUCUAUCGGCCAGCUCUACAAGUCAGACGAUCAAGCCGUUUAUUACCAACAUAUCCCGCGGCAAGGUCGUCGACCAAGAUGCCUUGAUCGAGGCUCUUGAGUCCGGUCAGCUCAGUGGAGCUGCGCUGGAUGUGACAGACCCCGAGCCUCUACCUGCAGAUCACCCGCUCUGGGAUGCUCCCAAUGUGCAAAUCAGUCCUCAUGUGAGUGGCCUGGGGAGGGAGUAUCUGCCACGGUCACUUGAUAUUUUGAAGCUUAAUAUUCAACGACUGGCGAAUGGGGAGCCGUUAAUCAAUGCCUAUGGUGGUAAAGGAUAUUGA